Molecule: messenger RNA, 1878 nt
Organism: Neoarthrinium moseri
Lineage: Eukaryota; Fungi; Ascomycota; Sordariomycetes; Amphisphaeriales; Apiosporaceae
Exons: 4
Coding region: 1-1878 (625 amino acids)
Biological process (GO): polysaccharide catabolic process
Cellular component (GO): fungal-type vacuole
Molecular function (GO): starch binding; glucan 1,4-alpha-glucosidase activity
Source: RefSeq, a predicted model, not a curated record
AUGUUACGGCUUAUCACCAAAUAUGCGGUAGCUGUUGCUGCGCUGAGCAGUCUCAGUAUUGCCAGCCCAGCUCGAUUGCCCCGUGCUGUUGAUGUCGACGCGUUCAUAGCCGCUCAAAGGCCGAUUGCUCUCCAAGGCACUCUGAAUAACAUUGGGCCCAACGGUUCCUUGGUCGAAGGAGCCUCCGCAGGCUAUGUCGUCGCAAGUCCUUCCAAGGUCAACCCGAAUUACUUCUAUACUUGGUCGAGAGACUCCGCUCUAACUCUGAAGGCGCUAGUCGAUGAGUUCAUCUUAGGAGAGACAAGUCUUCAGCAAUAUAUUGAGGAUUACGUGCAUGCCCAGGCUGUCCUUCAAACAGUCUCUAACCCAUCCGGCACUUUCCUUCCUUCCGGCAAAGGCCUCGGGGAACCUAAGUACAAUGUGGACGGCACACGGUUCAAUGGGAAUUGGGGCAGGCCACAACGAGAUGGGCCUGCUCUUCGUGCGAUUGCGCUCAUUACCUACAGUAACUGGUUAAUUGCCAAUGGCCAGACGAGCAAGGCAAAGACUGUAAUCUGGCCUAUCAUCUCGAACGACCUGUCUUAUGUUGGACAGUACUGGAACUCAACCGGUUUCGACUUGUGGGAAGAAGUCUCUGGUUCCAGCUUCUUCACAACACAAGCUCAGUACCGCGCUCUCGUAGAAGGUAACACUCUAGCAGCAGAACUGGGUGUGGAGUGUACAGGGUGUGACCAAGCACCUCAAGUAGUCUGUUUCCUGCAGAGCUACUGGAACGGCGGAUAUUUUGUGGCAAACAUCAACACGAACACUAUCAGAACUGGAAAGGAUGCCAACACCAUGUUGGGGUCAAUCUCGAUUUUUGACGUGAAUGCCAGUUGCGAUAGCCCAAGUAUCCAGCCAUGCAACAGUCGUGGCCUGUCCAGCUUCAAGGCAUUCGUGGACUCGUUUCGCAACGCUUCACUGUAUCCCAUCAACGCGGAUAUCCCUAUAGAUUCUGGAAUUGCCCUGGGCCGGUACACUGAGGAUGUCUACUACGAAGGCAACCCUUGGUAUCUGAUCACCGCAGGAGCUGCAGAAUAUCUUUACGAUGCAAUUGCGCAGUGGAAGACGCAGGAAGCACUCACCAUUGACGACACAUCCCUAGCCUUCUUCCAAGACAUAUAUCCGGCUGCUAGGACAAAGACCUAUAGCUCCAAUGAUACGUGCGCAGAGUUCUCGCACAUAAUUGAUGCUGUCCAUAAUUACGCCGACUCAUUCGUAGCCGUGGUUGAGCAGUACACUCCUGCCAACGGCUCGCUGUCCGAGCAGUUCAAUAAGACCGCUCCUGGGAACCCACUGUCGGCCUAUGAUUUGACCUGGUCUUAUGCCGCAUUUGUGACCAUGGCAGAAAGACGAGCGGGCCAAUACCCGCCGAGCUGGGAGCCGUCUACUGCCGUCACUCUUCCCGCUCAGUGCGCUGCUUCUUCGGCCAAAGGCUCCUACGUCCCAGCAUUUGCAGCAGGAGCUCCUAAUGUGACGGCAUCGUGCACCUCGUACGUCCAAUUUGCGGUCAAUGCGUCCACCUAUUUCGGCGAGAACAUCUACCUCGUGGGCAACACUACAGACCUUGGGUCAUGGGAUGUCAACAACGCACAGCCAUUGCUAGCAUCGAACUAUACAUCGGAGCGCCCUCUGUGGUACGCCGCUAUCGCCUUGACUGCCGGAGAGACUAUCGACUACGGCUAUGCUCGGCAGGAAGACUGCGACCAGCCCUGGAUCUUCGAGACCGUUAACAGGACUCUGGUCGUACCUGCCUGCGAUGAGACUGAUGUCGAAGCUAUCCGAGCUGAGACCAACGAUGCUUGGACUGGGCCGGCAGGUAGUAGUGGAGGCUGUUAG